UUGUUUCUCCAUGAUUUUUGCAGGUUUUAUUUUUGUUUAUUUUUGUUUUGUUUUGUGAUGAAAGCACAAUGUUCGUUCGUUGUUUAAUCCUGUUGGAAAUUUAACAUGCGAGGAAGCGAAGAACAGGUUGGGGACCCGUGGGCGAAAAACAGCUCAGGUGACGGUGUGCCCUAUUAUGUCAGUCGCGAUGGAGCCGAUACUUCCUGGGAUCAUCCGAUGUUGGGGAGGGUUUUGUCCAUGUUGGAAGACUGCAACAGAAUCGAUUACGCGGCUUACAGGGCAGCAACGAAACUCAGGAUGAUUCAGAAACGGCUGAAUUGGGACUCUCUGAAUGUGUAUCCCGUCGCGAGCAUUAUGCAGCAUCACGCUUUGAAACCCGGGGAAGCCGAUACUUUGGUGAGCAUCGGGAAAGUGGCGGCAGUUAUUUCGGAUAUCUUCGCCUACAUUGCGUGGAUUGGAGUUGAGAGCCAAGGGUUUUCUUUCGACCUCAGCUCGGAACUUACCCUCAACCUCUUCAUCAACAUUUUCGACAAGAAGCGUCGAGGGCAAGUGAAGGUGUUGUCAGUUCAAACAUUCCUCUGUUUACUGUGCAAAGACAGGCCGCAAGGAAAGUUACGAUAUUUAUUCCGCCAAGUGAGUGAUCACAAUAACUGCUGCUCGCGGGUGAAGCUAGCAACGUUACUCAAGGAAAUGUCCGCCGUGAUGGAGUACCUAGACGAAGGGUGGAAGUUCGGGUUGCACACCGUCGGACCCGCUGUGGAAUCCUGUUUUUCCACCAUGUGCCCCGGAAUCAACGGGAGCUACAGUCACCUUCGUCGACAGGUUUGUUUUGGGCUGACGGAAGAGAAGUACUUGCAGUGGAUGGCUCGACAUCCUCAGAACAUCGUCUGGCUCUUCAUCAACCACCGCUUGGCUGAUUCUGAACUCGUUGAACACAACGUGCAGUGCAAAGCAUGCCGACAGAAUCCGAUUGUUGGACUUUGUUACGUUUGUCUUCAGUGCUGGAACGUUCAGUUGUGUCAAACGUGUUUCUUGCUGGGGCGCAAUGUUUCUGGUCACAAAAAGUCUCACCAAAUGGAAGAACAUUCUGCACAAUUGACGUAUUCUGAGAGGUUUUCGGUCGCUGUGCAUCGACUGCUGAGUGUGAUGCGAUUAUCCAGACCAUGUGUGAAGAAAGGCCCGAGUUUUUUACCUUUGGACUCGAGCCCACAAGUUGCGGGAGAUUUGGUACCGGUGCUGACGAGAAGUGAGGACGAGGCCAGUUCUCGCGACGGGAACCCGUCUCCGUUGCCGCCACCGCCACCACCACCGGGCGGCGCCGCCGGCCACGGUUACCUAGGCCACCAAGAAGCCAGCUGCAGUUCGCGCAGCAGCGGGGUCGUCGUCGACCACGACGUGGACGCGCGGACGCCGACGAGCGGCAAUUGGUACUGCCGCACGGCCUCCGUCGGAAGCUCGGCGGCAUCGGAAAGCCCGUCGUCGCCUGCGGUGAGGAAGCGGUCUGACGUGGCAGCGAUGUCGGCAGUGACAGCGACGGUGGCGGGUACUGACGGAGGAGGCGGCCGAGUCCGAGUUGACAUCCUGCCUGUGCACCAGGAGGAGCUGCAAAGCAUCUUGUGGCACUUUGAGGAGGAGCAGAAGCAGCUCAAGGGCGUCCUGGGCAGUCUGGACACGGCAGAUGGCCCGGCUGUGAGUGAAAACCGGGCCCGGAAGGAGUUGGAGGAAUGCAGUCACGAUUUGGAGACGCAGUUGUCGCGAUUGCGGGAUGUGUUGAAGAAUUACAUGAGAUGCAGUGUGCACGUGGCGGUGAAGACGAAUUCGGAAGCGGUCGAGGACGACGUUCGGUCGGACUCGCUCGCCGAAGAACAACUCGUCACGCCGGAUCUCGAAGAGCCCCGGCAACCAUUCCCGGGCCAGCAGCGACAACCCCUUGAGAGCACGGCCAUGAGCACGCCUCUGGAACGUGGAGCAGCUCCUUACAGCCCCAUAACGGGCCAGCAUUUCGACGGCGGGGCGAAACCGUCGCCACUGGCGAGCAAAGUCGUUUUCCGGGUCAAGAAGCUGCCGGCAUCGUUGAGAACGUGUCCCGGGUUGCGGGCGAGUGGCGGCUCUGAUUUGGAUGAAGAAGACGCCACUUUUACUGGUGGUUUAGAGGAAAAGGCGCCGUUGGCAGAACCCGAGACACUGGGGCCGACGCGGAACGAGAUUUUUGCGCAGUUCCCGUCGAUUUCGUUGGGAGACCUGAGUUCCACGCUUCUCACAAUGACGCAAGACAUGGAAAUCCCUCGGGGGUCUCCUUGCACGCUUCCUUACGACCAGCAGGCGAAGCGGGUGAGCAUGAUAAACCGAGAGCUGGAGGGCAUUUUGCGAGAGUUGGACGCAGUUUAUCCGGCCGUAACUCGAAACGGCGUGGAAAACUGA
Molecule: messenger RNA, 2421 nt
Organism: Notodromas monacha
Lineage: Eukaryota; Metazoa; Arthropoda; Ostracoda; Podocopida; Cyprididae
Source: the annotation of a GenBank genome assembly